Trichogramma pretiosum is the source of this 3442-nucleotide messenger RNA. Its product is annotated as zinc finger protein 64 homolog, isoforms 1 and 2-like. Lineage: Eukaryota; Metazoa; Arthropoda; Insecta; Hymenoptera; Trichogrammatidae. The transcript is spliced from 3 exons. The record is from RefSeq and is a predicted model, not a curated record. The coding region runs from base 793 to 2574 and encodes 593 amino acids.
GCGUAUAUUGGUUAUAUUUAUAUGUAUAUGUGGUAAAUCCCGAGAGUCGCCCGCAGUACACAUAAACUGCAUAACAAGCACACACAGCCCAGCAGCAGAGGCAGGACGAAGAUAACAUACCUAUAUCUAUUGCAGUUACAUGUAUACACUGUAAAAGAGACGACGCAUUAGCGGUCAUUUUUCGAGCAAAUCUUUUGUGAUAAUCGCAUAUAGACACGUUUGCCCCGACACAUAUAUGUGUGGAUGUGUGUGUGUUUGGGUGAGCUCGUAAAAAACAUCUGUUCUUCUAGCGAAAUCUCUCUCUUCGAGGAAGUACAUACACGUACGGUGUGUGUUUGUGUGUGUGUAUGGGCAUCGACGCAUUGUAGUAGUCGCUGUGGUGCUGCUCCUGCUGUUAUUAUUAUAUAGGCACACGGUGUGCCGCGCGUGUGUUUGCUUAUAUAUUCAAUAUAUAUAUAGAGAGAAAGAGAGAGAGAGAGAGAGAGAGAAAAGUAUAGUACACGGAACUGGCUGAGCGGAUCGCUCUGUUGCAUGUGAGCGACGACGACCAGUUUGUACACGGCUGAACGCGAUUCAACGCAGCUCAGCUCUCGUAUAUAAGGUUAUAAGUGCCCGAUGACGACGACGACGACGACGACGACGAUGAUCAUAAUGACGUUCGUGCAUUGCGACUAGAAGCGACCAGUUAGUUGAGCGCCUUGAUACUCGGCGAUCGUCGACGCGAGCAAAAGCGAGAGAGUCGCAGCGAGUUUCGAAUAGACGAGAAAUAGAAGAAAUUUAAUCCGCAGCAAGAUGCUGACUUUGACGGAGGAGGGCCGAAGGGUGCCAAAAGGCGCAGCCAACGCGAACAAGAAGCCAGCCAAAGGGAAAAAACGCCCCAGCAAAAAUGACAAUAAGAAUGUCAACAAUAAGCGCAGCAACAUCAUGGUCUUGGAGAACAAAGAGGUGGAAAUGAAGGACAAUGUGAAUGUGAAUCAUAUCAUGAAGGAGGAAAUACAGAUAGCCGAUAUUCUGCCCGUGCACGGUCAGGUCACAGAGCUCAAUUCCGCAGAAGUCACCUUCGAAGCAGGGACUCUGACGGAGCAAGACUGUCAAACAGUAUUCAGUAUACCUGGGCUGGAUGCGGCGACCAACGGGCAGAAGUACGUUAUAAUAACGCUGGUGGGCGACGAUGGCCAGACACUGUCGGGCCAAUUGAUCAACGCAGAGGAGUUCACAACUGUACAGACACAGCAACAAGAGAUCAGUAACAAAACGCAGAAGCCACAGAAAAAAAUGCUACUCUUGCAAAAAGUUGAUACGCAACCAGCGCAGACUAUGCAAACGACUACCACCACGAUAGAGACCAUGCCAACUGUCACAAUAGAGCAACCAGUUCAAGAAACUGUAGCAAAAAUGGAUAAACCUCAAGAAUAUCCAGUUCAAAAUGAACCGGUGCCAGUUGUAAAUUUGUUCGAAGACUAUAAUACAUUGGAAACAGAUAACCCAGAACAAAAGGAUUUGGGUAACUGGAUCAAAAAGUUUGAAUCGCUCUCUCUUUUAUAUACAGAGUGCGGAAAACCAUUUGUUAAAUGCCCUGCUUGUACAGCAAUGUUUUUCAAAUCUACAUUGUUUGAAAAACAUGUAUCAUGUCAUUUAACUAAAGAAAAUGAAUUGUACAUUUGUAACUAUUGUCAAUUCAGUAAUGAAAAUCCAAAUCUAGUAUUUAAGCACAUGCCAGCUCAUCAAGAUCAGUGUGAAGUUUGUAAUGUUAAUUUGACAAGAAAAAAUAGUUUCAAGAAACAUUUGGAAUUUGCAGAACAGUCAAUGUUUUUCCAGUCCAAAAGAGACAAAUGGGGAAGAUAUUUAUGUCUGACCUGUAAACUUGGUUUCGAUUUGAAUCAUCAAUUACAGAGGCAUUGGUUUAAACAUUAUUGCUGUACCAAAAAGACCUCUCAGUGUAAAGAUUGUUAUGGGAUUUUUGAUACCCCUGAAGCUCUUACAAAUCACGUUUGUUUAAAAUGCCCAGUGUGUGGUAAAGUCUGUGACAGUGUUCAUCGUCUUAGGUCUCACACACGCUAUGAAAAACAUUAUUUGUACUGUAAUAUCUGUACAUAUGAGUUCAUUUUAUCAGUAGAUCAUGACAAGCACAUGCAACUUCAUAAAAAAGUUUAUCAUAUGCAUAAAGAAUAUUCACAUUGUCUGGAAUCUGAUGAUGGCACAUCUUUUCAGUGCGAACUUUGUUGUAAAAUAUAUCACACCAUGUCUUUACUUUUAACACAUUUACAUGAUGAUCAUCAAAUUACUGACACAACCAGAACUGUAACAGAAGAAGAACUGAAUAGGAUAACUAUGACAGAAGAAAAAGAUGGAACUACUUCAUAUGAAUUAAUUGCAUUAAAAGAAGAUGAUUUAGGGUGUCAUCAAGUUGAUUUAAAUAUAGCCAGUCAAGAGGUAUUAGUUGUACAAACUGAAAGAACUGUUGAAAAAGUUGAUGGCGAAACUGUGGAAGUUGAUAAUCAAUGUCAACCGGUCUCUUUGUGUUGGAAUCGAUAUCAGAUAGAAGAGGACCCAAAUGUUACAAAAUCAAAUUAAAGUUUUGUAAUUUUAUAAUUCAAAUGUUUUCUUUUUAUUUAUAGUUUGUUACAAAUUUUGUAACAAUAAUAAGUUUUGAAUAAAAGCAACAGAAUAUGUUUAUUCUUUACUUUGAAAUGUAACUGUAAUAAAAGGGGCACGUGCAUUUUCAAGACUGUACAAAUACAAGAACUUUUGAAACACAAAUAUUGAGAAUAGCAAGUGAUAUAAAACUGGGUAGAUGACCAAUUCUAGGACAUAAAGUUCCUAUUUUUGAAUUUUGAUGAAAAAAAUUAUUACAAACUGUUACACAAGAAUAUGUUUAAUAAGUCUGAUUCCAUUAUGGAGUCUCAUUUUGAGAAAGUCAUUUUUGAUUAUAAGAAAAUAUUCAUAAAUUUGUUAUGUCUCUGUAAUAUCUUUGUAGAAACUCUUUUCAAAGCGCAGCCGUUUAAAAUCGACCAUUAAGUGAUUGUUUGUUGACCUACUCACACAUUAUGGCGUGAGUAAGUUAAUUUCUUGAAUUGUCUUGGCAUUAUAUGCUUAUAGAGUUGACCAUCUUUAUAAAAAAAGUUCAUCAAAAUAUGGUGGGAUGAAAUUUUGAGAAUAUAACAAUUUGUACAAUUGCUGGAACAUUGAAUUCAGCUUUAAAAAAAUUUUCUUUGUAUAAUGUUAUUCUUAGCAUAAGGACAAGGGUGGUAAUGUAAAUAUUUAAUGGUAAUUAAAUUAAAAGAAUUUAUAAAAGUAGAGAAACUAUUAAUAAGCAAGUCACGAAGUGGAAGAUAUUUGAUAACUUGUAAUAUUAAUGCUUUUAUGUAAGAAUAUGCACACAAUUGUAGUUAUUAAUAAACGAUAGAUUUCAAUAUCAUAAAAAAUGUUUUUUGAAACUGAA